AAAUGUCAUAAUAUAACCUAAAAUAAAACUACGUUUUUAAGUCUAUUUUGAAAACACAGUUAAAAUAAAUGUGAUUAAAAUGGGUUUAAAGCCUGGAGAUGAAUCGGAACCAAUGGAAAUUACUUUUAAUGAUGAUGACCUACCCUAUGAAGAAGAAAUUUUGCGAAAUCCGUAUUCCGUGAAACAUUGGUUGCGGUAUAUAGAUCAUAAAAAAUCGGCCCCGAAUAACGGAGUUAACAUUAUUUUUGAAAGAGCUUUAAAACAAUUACCAGGAUCUUAUAAACUGUGGUACAACUACUUACGAACCAGAAGAAACCAAAUCAAAAGCAAAUGUAUAACGGAUCCGGGUUAUGAAGAAGUGAAUAACGCUUUCGAACGAUCUUUAGUGUUUAUGCAUAAAAUGCCCAGGAUAUGGAUGGAUUAUUGCACAUUUUUGACAGAUCAGUGUAAAAUUACCAGAACUAGGAAAGUAUUCGACCGAGCUCUUAGAGCUUUACCUGUUACGCAGCACAAUAGAAUUUGGCCUUUGUAUUUGAAAUUCGUACAGAAACAUGAUAUUCAAGAAACGGCUGUAAGAGUGUUUCGAAGAUAUAUGAAAUUGUGCCCAGAAAAUGCAGAGGAAUACAUAGACUACCUAUCAAAUAUAGAAAGAUUAGACGAAGCUGCAAUGCUCAUGGCUAAAAUAGUCAAUGACGAAAAUUUCGUUUCGCAACAAGGAAAAUCCAAACAUCAGCUGUGGAACGAGCUUUGCGAACUCAUCUCUAAAAACCCCGAGAAAGUUCAUUCUUUAAACGUCGAUGCGAUCAUCAGGGGCGGCUUAAGGCGAUAUACCGAUCAAUUAGGUCAUUUGUGGAAUUCUUUGGCUAAUUAUUACGUGAGAAGCGGUUUAUUCGAGAGGGCUAGAGAUAUAUAUGAAGAGGCGAUUCAGACUGUCACGACCGUUAGAGAUUUCACUCAGGUUUUUGACGCUUACGCUCAAUUCGAGGAGCUCAGUUUAAGUAAACGUAUGGAGGAAGUGGCGACGAAGCAAAAUCCGUCAGAAGACGAUGAUACGGAACUGGAAUUGAGACUGGCCAGAUUUGAAUAUCUGAUGGAGCGCAGAUUGUUGCUUUUGAAUUCGGUUUUGUUGCGCCAGAAUCCUCAUAACGUACAGGAAUGGCACAAACGAGUACAACUUUAUGAAGGCAAACCGCACGAAAUAAUUAACACGUACACUGAAGCCGUCCAAACUGUGGAACCGAAAUUGGCCGUGGGCAAAUUGCACACACUUUGGGUGGAUUUCGCCAAAUUUUACGAAACCAACGGGCAAAUCGAGGAGGCUCGACUCAUUUUCGAAAAGGCCUCGCAAGUGUCGUACGUCAAGGUCGACGAUUUGGCCACCGUGUGGUGCGAAUGGACGGAAAUGGAGAUCAGAAACGAGAAUUACGACGAAGCGCUGAGGCUAAUGCAGAGGGCAACGGUAAUGCCCAGCCGCAAAGUGGCAUAUCACGACGAUUCAGAAACGGUCCAAAGUCGUCUCUACAAAUCCUUAAAAGUUUGGUCAAUGUACGCCGAUUUGGAAGAAAGUUUCGGAACGUUCAAAUCCUGCAAAGCCAUCUACGACAGGAUCAUCGAAUUGAAAAUCGCCACGCCACAAAUAAUCAUCAAUUACGGCGUCUUUCUGGAGGAAAACAACUAUUUCGAGGAGGCUUUCAGGGCAUACGAAAAAGGUAUAUCGUUGUUCAAAUGGCCGAACGUGUACGAUAUUUGGAACACUUACUUAACGAAGUUUUUAAAACGAUACGGUGGUACGAAACUGGAACGAGCUCGUGAUUUGUUCGAACAGUGUUUAGAUGGGUGUCCGCCGCAAUUUGCCAAACAUCUGUACUUGCUGUAUGCCAAAUUAGAAGAGGAACACGGAAUGGCCAGGCACGCCAUGGCCGUUUACGAAAGAUCUACAACAGCGGUUCCAGAAAACGAGAUGUUCGAUAUUUUCAACAUUUAUAUCAAAAGGGCCGCCGAAAUUUACGGUAUACCUAAGACGCGACAAAUUUAUGAAAAGGCCAUCGAAGUACUUCCGGAGGAUAAAACCAGAGAAAUGUGCCUUCGAUUCGCCGAUAUGGAAACCAAAUUGGGCGAAAUCGAUAGAGCGCGAGCGAUAUACGCUCAUUGCAGUCAAAUUUGCGAUCCGCGAAUAACGGCGGAGUUUUGGCAGAUCUGGAAAGAAUUCGAGGUGAGGCACGGUAACGAGGAUACCAUGCGGGAAAUGUUGAGGAUCAAGCGCAGCGUUCAAGCCGUCUACAAUACACAGGUGAACAUGAUGUCGGCACAAAUGUUGAGCUCCGCGGGCAGCAUGAGCGGCACCAUUGCCGAUUUAGCGCCCGGGGUCAAAGACGGUAUGCGAUUGUUGGAGGCUAAAGCUGCAGAAAUGGCGGGGAUUCCGCAGAGCUCGACCAAACCCGGGAAUAUUAUGUUCGUCAGAGGGGAAACCCAGGGGGCUAAUAAGGAUAGAGUCGUUAAUCCUGAUGAAAUUGAUAUUGGCAGCGAUGAUGAAGAUGACGAGGAGGAAGAGGAUGAUAUACAGGUCGAAAAGCAGAACGUGCCGUCGGAAGUGUUCGGUAGUUUGAAGAAAAAUCAGCAAGGAAAUGAUGAGGAUGAUGAAGAUUGA
Molecule: messenger RNA, 2647 nt
Organism: Psylliodes chrysocephalus
Lineage: Eukaryota; Metazoa; Arthropoda; Insecta; Coleoptera; Chrysomelidae
Source: the annotation of a GenBank genome assembly